CUGCCAAUUUAUAUAUCACAGUACUCCGCUAUACAACGUACCUAUCGGCUACAAAUUAAAAGCAGUGAUCUGAAUAAGUUCGCGCCAAAAUGUUCGUUUGAAUUUUGUGUCGAAAUUUCCCGCGUCACCUCGAGACUGAAGUGUUUUGCCCGAUUUGGAUUGUUGCCUUAACGAUGGAUUCCUGGGGCAUUUUGAAUGUGGACUCUGUGGCUCUUGUAUCCCGUGAUGACACUCAAGCCAGCUUUCGCAGGAAACAAGCUGUGGACUAACUGCUAACUAACUAAUGCUUUCCCUGACGCGUUGAAGAUGCAGGACCAAGAGAUAGUACGACCUGCAAGGCCAGUAGCGCCUUUACGGAGGAAAAAGAGCCAAACGAUAGAAAAGCUACCAGACAAGGUGUUACUGAACAUAUUCUCGUACCUAACGCACCGGGAGAUAUGUCGCAUGGCAACAGUUUGCAAGCGCUGGCGCAUGGUCGCGUACGAUACGAAGCUCUGGACCCAUGUGAGCUUGCGACCUGAGAUAUCUGGAUUGCACGUGGGAUCACUAGAAUCCCUACUGGCGCUAAUAUCCAUCAGGUUCGGACCAUCACUCCGCUACAUCGAACUGCCGAUAGAGCUGAUCACUCACACUGUACUCCAUGAGUUGGCUGCUAAAUGUCCUAAUUUGACACACAUGCUGUUGGACUUUAGUACAGCCAUGCAAUUGCAUGACUUCUCCGAGAUGCAGGCGUUCCCCACGAAGCUCAGGUACCUUUGCAUCUGCCUCUCUGAAGUCAUCUUCAUGGAAGGCUUUAUGAGAAAAAUAUAUAAUUUCAUCAAUGGUUUGGAAAUUCUUCACUUAAUUGGUUCUCCAGGUACUUAUGAGAAGGUAGAAGAAGAAGAAGAAGAAAUAUACGAAGUUAUUAACGUUCACAAGUUAAAGUCAGCGACGCCUAACUUGCGCGUGAUUAAUUUGUUUGGAAUCAACUUUGUGGAUGACUCGCAUAUUGAUGCGUUCAGUUCUAAUUGUAUUCAGUUGGAAUGCCUUGCAGUGAACUACUGCAACAAGGUAACGGGUUCCACCAUGAAAACCUUGUUCCAGCGUUCACGUAGACUUACCUGUCUUCUUAUGAAUGGAUGCAGUCUCCAAUCAGAAUACGUGAUGCAAGUGGAAUGGGAGAAGUCUUCCAUUCAAGAGUUGGAUGUGACCGCUACAGACUUGUCCACAGAGUGUCUGAUUGACAUGCUGACCAGGAUCCAGAACUUGAGGUUCCUAAGUGCUGGACAGAUUAACGGAUUCAAUGAUACUGUGUUGAAGGCCUGGAUGGAAGCUGGUACUACCAGGAGUCUAGUGGCCCUGGACGUGGACGCAUCGGACAACCUGUCGGACGAGGCGCUGCACCGCUUCGUGAGCCGCGCCGGGCCGCAGCUCGCCGGCCUCGCGCUCAGCGGCAUGCCGCACAUCACCGACCAGCUGUGGCAGAGCGUGCUGCACCUGCUCACCAACGCCAAGAUUCUUAUAAUGGGCACGCAAGAAAGAUUAGGCGUUAAUAUUCACGUGGAUCAGCUAAUGGAUGGCAUAGCAAAUAGUUGUCCCAACUUAGAAAGAUUGGAACUGCGCUGGGACCCAGAAAACUUACGUUUUAGCGAUAAGAGCCAAAAGGCUAUCGACAUCCUGCGAGUCAAGUGCCUUAAACUGAAGUGCCUUGUAUUGAGUGACGGGCGUUACUACGAGAUAGUAAAAGCCAACUUCGAGCGUGCAGACCGCACCACCGUCGUGCGCACGUCCACAAACUGUAGCGUCUCUAACUACUACCUCUUGUCCAAUUACAAGGACCUUAUAUUUAACUAAUAAAUCAUUUUGUUGA
Colias croceus (clouded yellow) is the source of this 1849-nucleotide messenger RNA. RefSeq names its product F-box/LRR-repeat protein 2 (gene FipoQ). Gene Ontology annotation, molecular function: protein binding. Gene Ontology annotation, cellular component: SCF ubiquitin ligase complex. NCBI's taxonomy places the organism in Eukaryota, Metazoa, Arthropoda, Insecta, Lepidoptera, Pieridae. The transcript is spliced from 12 exons. The coding region runs from base 307 to 1833 and encodes 508 amino acids. The record is from RefSeq and is a predicted model, not a curated record. Gene Ontology annotation, biological process: positive regulation of protein ubiquitination; SCF-dependent proteasomal ubiquitin-dependent protein catabolic process.